CGUGGGUUUCCGGCAGCUCAGGCUAUUUUAAGGCUCGCGCUGUGCUGGGUUGCCUCGCUGUGAGCCCUCUGCUCUUCGGUGACGACUUCGUCCUUCUCUUCCCCUCUGGGGCCCCGCCAGCAUGGGUCCCAGGCCCCAGUCGCUGCUCGCCGCCCUCCUGCUGCUCCUCGCCGUCGCUGGCCCCGCGUACUGCGACACACCUGCCAACUGCACCUACCCUGACCUGCUGGGCACCUGGGUCUUCCAGGUGGGCGCCGUUGGUUCUCGGAGCGAAGUCAACUGCUCGGUUAUGGGACCACCAGAAAAAAAGGUAGUGGUGCACCUUAAGAAGUUGGAUACAGCAUAUGAUGAUUUUGGCAAUGCCGGCCAUUUUACCAUCAUUUACAAUCAAGGCUUUGAGAUUGUGUUGAAUGACUACAAGUGGUUUGCCUUUUUUAAGGAUGUCACUGAUUUUAUCAGUCAGUUGUUCAUGCAGCUGGGAACUGUGAGGGUACAUGAUUUGAGACAUCUGAGGAACAAACUGGGUGAGCUCCACUGAAGUUUUUAACUUACGAAAGAGCCAGCUUCCCUCCUCCGUGGUGGCUUAUGCAAAUUACUAUUUGUUUAUUCAUCUGGGAAAGGGAGAUGAAGACUGGAGAGAUUAGGGUUUUCUUAUACAUUUCUUGCUUGAGCCUGCUUCUUGCUUUGCUACUUCUUACCUGCCUGCACUAUUUUAUGUGAGUGAUCUUUCACUUUAGUUUAUUCUGUUUGCAACACAUCGAAUUGGUUGUUGCAAGUAUGAUGCUUAUAACAUAAGCAGACAUGAACCCAAACAGGUAGAGACCCAGUUAAGAAAAAGUUAGCUCACAGUCACUUCACUUAUUUGAAGUAGUUACACUGCCUCAGGUUGCUCAUUUUUUUCCUAAAAGACUCCAGAGGGAACCAUGUGAAGCUAUGGCAUAUUAGGUCUGUUUUCUAGUAGAGAGGGUGGCUCUUCCAGAGAAAUUCAUCUGCCUGGCACUCAUCACCGUGAGACAUCACCCAUCUUUUGAAACUGACUCCUUUUCAGAACAGAGACUACUGACUAGGAAUAAGAGGGUCUUUUUCACUUUUGACAUUCUUCUCACACUUAGAAAAGGUGUUUUUUAAAAUUUUAAUCUUAUUUUAGAGUGCACGCGUGUGCAGUGUGAGCACAAGCAGGGGAGGGGCAAAGGGAAAGGGAGAGAAUCUCAAACAGGCUCCUUGCUCAUCACAGAGCCUGACAUGGAGCUCAAUCCUACAACCCUGAGAUCAUGACCUGAGCCAAACUCAAAAGUUGGAUGCUCAAGAGACUAAAUCACCCAGGCUCCCCAAAAAGAUGUUUAAAUCAUUACUCUCACUGGAUCCAUAAAUUUAGAGGUCUUAAAACUUUUUAUGGAAGGGGCGCCUGGGUGGCUCAGUUGGUUGAGCAUCCAACUUCUGCUCAGGUCGUUAUCUCAUGGCUUGUGAGUUCGAGCCCCACAUCGGGCUCUGUGCUGAUGGCUCAGAGCCUGGAGCCUCUUCAGAUUCUGUGUCUUUCUCUCUCUCUGCCCCUCCCCCACUCACAUGCUGUCUCUCUCUGUCUCUCAAAAAUAAAUAAACAUUAAAAAAAAUUAAAAAACUUUUUAUGGAAAAAGGGUGGUUAGAGAGUAAAGUUGAUAGGGACUUAACUGUUCCUUGCAUUUUUUUUUAAGAUUUUAUUUUUAACUAAUCUCUACACCCAACAUGGGACUCAAACCUUCAACUUGAGAUCAAGAGUCUCACGCUGUACUGACUGAGCCAGCCAGACGCCCUACCAUUCCUUGCAUUUUAACACAAUAUUAUUUCCCCUUUCCUCUUUCCCUACUUCCUUUACUUAGCUCCUAAGUAAAAAAGAGCUAUGAAAAAGGGAACUGGGAUAAGUGUUGAAAUUUCCAUAGCUUUAUCCUUAUCAGUGUUUUCCAAACUGUUAACAGACCCCUAGUGGCCCACACAUGUGCUGGGUAGGCUUACUCAUCACUUGUCACUGUAUCUUGUUAAACUUCAGAGGUUGUUCUAGGCAGCCACUAUUAACAGAUCAAAGUGAAAAUUAGAGCUGAAAUUAAUAAGCUCUUUUUUCCCUGAAUUCCUGGUAGUUGAAUAAGUAUAGAUUGUGUAGUUUCCCUUCUUUCAGAAUCUCAGGAUCUUUUAUAGAGUGGAUGGUGGUAGCUUUGGAGGAAGACAAAAUAGGAAACUUGCCCAAAAUAAGCUACCCGUUUUUUCCUCACAAAAAAUAAGGUAUCUUCAGAAUGCAGUUGACAAAAUUCUGUCUUAAAACUCUCUCUCUUCCUAAUAAUUAAGGAAUGCCUCUAUUAAAAGAUAAACCCCCUUAGUGUUUGCUCUUAGUAAGUGGGAUAAAUAGAGGGAUAAAUACCUGGAAAUACAGAUCAAAGCAGCAUUAAGCCUCCAUUUAGGUUUCGUAAGGAAUGCAUGGUAACCUAUCUAUCUAGGAUGCUGGAUUGGCCUGUUUCUUUUAAGUAUAUUUCAAAAUUAUAUUAGAUUCAUACAGUGGUAGUUGAUUUCAAAUGCCUCUGCAUGUGCUUCUUGAGCAUGUUGGCUGCAUGCAUGAUACAUGUUGCUUAAGCUUUCAGCUUUGGAGAAUGGCAGCUUUUGUGAAUGUCUUAAAUAGCAUUAAGAUUUACCAGCAUUUCAAAUACUAGCACUGUUGUUGUUUUUUUUUUUUGUUUUUGGGGGGGGGUUUUCUUUUUUUUCUGAAAAGAAAUUAAUAUGAUUAAACAUUCUUAAGAGACCAUCUGAUUCUGGUUGGCUUGUAACUCUAGUUUUUAUUGUCUUUUAGUUAUUAAAUAGAGCAUCUGUUGAGGGGCUCUUUUAAAACAACAACCAAAAACAGACUUUGGGGCUAAGAGGCAGAGCAGCAUGCAGCCGUGGACCUUCUUACCUCUAACAGCUAGCCGAGGCCUCUAGCAACUACAUUCCCCUUCUGGAGUCUUUCUGUGCAUGUAAAAUGCUGAGGAGUCCUGGUGACCUACCUCCAAGGCAGCUGCCCUCCUGAACCAUUUCCCUGGAAAGCAGCAACCGCCAUUUUGAAAUGUGAACAACCAGAGACUACACAGGAAAAAGAAAGACAUCUGGAAGUCUUAGGUGGCUUCACCAUUCAACCUUUGAAUGAAAGGAACUAUAUGAAACUCGAGUUUUUCCCUUUUGAAUAUUUUUCUAUUGAAAUGAUUUUUCCAAACUCAUUAGGAUUUGAAUUUUGUGUUGUAUUUUGUUCAUAGUGCAAAUUUUAUUCCAGUUAAAUUAUCUUCUUGUGUGCCUUUCUUUCUUUAAUUAUCUUGAUGAACCACAGGACCCAUUGUAAGGAGAAAUUAAUGCUUCAGGAUAUCUUGAGAUGCACAGAUGUAGAGGGUAGAAAGAUCAUUCUACAGAAGACAUGUUUGGGGGACAGGUUUCUGAGAUAAGUCAAACCACAGAAGGGUAUCCUUGUAGAUCAUAGGCCUGUAGUACCCUAGCCAGAAAGAUGGGGUGAUUAAUACUUUUUUUUUGUCUGUUUUUUUGAUUAGGUCCCAGUUUUGUACUAAGAACUUGACAUAUAUUACCUUACAAGAUCUUAUGAAGUAGAUAUUACUAGCUUCAUUUUACAGAUAGGGAAAAUUAGUCUCUUACUGGGCAUCUAAUUGUAAAAUGACAGGGGCUAGCCUUUCAAGCCUAAGGACCUCCCUGGGGCUAAAGGAUAAAAGAAAUAAUGGUACUUGAGUGACAGACAUUUCAGGGGAUUUUUUUCUGGAGACUCCCAGUUGAUAAGCAUCAUGAAUGUUUAAUGGAAUGAAAUACGCAUUGCAUUGGCUUCUUUUGAAAUGGUUUACAGCUUAUGUUUCCUUACCAAAUUAGGCUAUUCUCUUUCUUUCCUAAACCAGGUCCUUUUAUUCAAGAUGAAAACUUACCUUCUCUCCUUUUGUGUUCUUAGAAAGGAAGGUUCUGAAAAACGUCACAUUAAGUAAUUUUGCCUAGUUGACUUCUCUUAAUUACACUGUUGUUCUUAUUGAUUGCUAUCUUUUAGCUCUUUCCUGCUAAACAGUGGACUACUUUCCUGCUCAGUUGUUCAGAAUUGAUGAAUAUCAGCCUCAGUACGCUGAAAAUUUGGAACCAUACCUAGUCCCUAUUUUCUGGAGGGCUUUUCUCUUGUAUCUGUGCUUGAAUGGAAGAAUCUCUAGAUAUCAGAUUUUUAUCAUUUUAUUGGUUCAGAGAACUUUUUAUGACCUCUGAGUGGCCACUGGUCUGCUAUUCUGGAAAGGUUAUGUCUUAAAAAGGUGAAGUAACUGUAUACCCAACUACUUCUACCUGGAUACUUUUAUCACCCUACCUCUGGACCUGAUAAUUCAUUACUCGGGGCCUUGAUGCCACCUCUGUGAGACCUUCCCUAGCUCUCUCCAUUGGUGAGAGAACUGCCAUUGUUUUGGUUCACAUCAUGCUUGCAGUUACCUCUGCUCAGGUAAUUCUGCAUUAACUGCUGUAAUGGAGUGAUUUGCUAGUGUGUCUUCUUCCAUACUGAAAAGCUGUAUGUCAACCUGUGUAUCUUCAGAACCUGAUUACAUAGAACUUUAUAAGUGUUUGGAAAACUGACCACACUUCUCUUGUCUUUUCAAAGACUUUUCACAAGUAAUAUCAGCUUACAUAGAUGUAAUUCUUCUGUAUUCCAGGAGCACAAUCAAAAAUGAUGCUAUGUUUAUAUUUCUGGUUCUGUGCCCUAAAAAUACAUAUCAGGUUACCUGUCUCCAGGGUUCUAAAAGAGUUGCAUUUUUCAAACUAAUUUUCAGGAUGUAAAGUGACAAAGCAGCUAAUGUGUGUAAGAAUGUAUUUAAUAUGGAAUUUGAAACCACCUCUACGAAAGUUUUUUUUUUUUUUUUUUCUAUUUCUCUGAGAAACUUUGCAUCUAAAUGUUUUGCUAAUGGAAAAGAAGACUUGGUAGGUACAAAAUUACAGAUACUUGUGUUAGCAGGUGUCCUAAAAUAAUACCGCUUUGCAUUUUCUGUCACAAUUGUUUGUCUGCUCUGAUCUUUAAACUCUGAGGGCAGGGAUCAACUCUGUACUACUAACCAUUUUAUUCCCUUUGUAUAAUGUGAUGCAUGAUAAAUAAUAGGCCUUCAAUAAAUGUAGAAGAAAGAAAAUUGAAUAAUA
This is a messenger RNA of Acinonyx jubatus (cheetah), 5151 nucleotides long. RefSeq names its product cathepsin C (gene CTSC). Lineage: Eukaryota; Metazoa; Chordata; Mammalia; Carnivora; Felidae. Gene Ontology annotation, molecular function: cysteine-type endopeptidase activity. The coding region runs from base 122 to 538 and encodes 138 amino acids. Gene Ontology annotation, cellular component: lysosome. The transcript is spliced from 3 exons. The record is from RefSeq and is a predicted model, not a curated record.